This is a messenger RNA of Pseudoliparis swirei, 1546 nucleotides long. It is a transcript of the gene srsf10a, whose product is annotated as serine and arginine rich splicing factor 10a. Gene Ontology annotation, molecular function: RNA binding. NCBI's taxonomy places the organism in Eukaryota, Metazoa, Chordata, Actinopteri, Perciformes, Liparidae. The record is from RefSeq and is a predicted model, not a curated record. The transcript is spliced from 6 exons. Bases 200 to 967 code for a protein of 255 amino acids.
AAAAGGUAGGUUAAGUCAAGUGUGUGUGUGCAGCGUUCUGUGCCGUCGUGGCUGUACAAAGGUGCGCAUGCGCACUCGAGGGGAACUCUUCGACCACGCAGUCGCCGUCCAGUGAAAAGCAUCAGGGCUCGUGGAAAAGAAAUUGCGGUAGUAAACAAAUUCCCGUGCACAGAAUAAUUGCAAACGGGUCGUUACAAAAAUGGCGAGGUACCUGAGGCCGCCUAACACGUCUCUCUUCGUUAGAAACAUCGCCGACGACUCCAGGCCAGAGGAUAUUCGACGUGAGUUUGGUCGUUAUGGGCCUAUAGUAGACGUCUACAUUCCACUUGACUUCUAUACACGCCGGGGAAGAGGAUUUGCUUACAUUCAGUUUGAAGAUGUCCGGGAUGCAGAGGACGCUCUUCACAACCUGGACCAUAAAUGGGUCUGUGGGCGUCAGAUUGAGAUCCAGUUUGCCCAGGGGGACAGAAAGACUCCGAACCAGAUGAAGACCAAGGAGCGCCACUCCCCUCGCAGUUCCUCCCGCCACGACGACGAUCGGGACGGCCGCCGAAGACGUUCCAGGAGCCGCAGCUACGAGCGCCGCCGGUCCCGGAGCCCCUCCCAUGAGCGCCGUCCACGGCGAUCUGAAAGCCCAAGAGAAUCUCUGUCCUACAGUCGACACAGGCGGAGCAGAAGCCAUGAAAACGACAAGUUCAGAGGGCCUCCUCGGGAGCAGCACAGGGCUCCACGUCAACCGGUCUCACGUAGCCACUCUGCAUCCCGCUCCCCUGCACCCUCCAGGCCCAUGCCCAAAGGUAAAAAGAGCCCGUCCAGGUCCCACACCCCGGCUGAAGACUACCAACCCACUGCCAGUUCUCUGAAGCAGCCCGUGGGACGAUCGCCAUCCCGCUCCUACUCGAGAUCCAUGUCCCGCUCACGUUCUCGCUCCAGGUCCUGGGCUGGACGCAAGUCGGGAGGCCACUGACUGUCUGCCCCCCCCCAAUGCUCCGUUAAUCUGUCUCCGUUCAGUUAGAACUAUUAGGCCGUUGGCAUUGGUUUAGCUUCACUUAAAGGAGUAUGUUGCCAAAGGGGGAGACGAGAGCUGAUAUUUCUUUUAGUGAAAAGGGUUUUGUUCCAAAGUGAUAGGUGGUCAGUUUCUUUUUUUGGGACUCUUAAUGGUUGCUGCAGGAGAAAACAUGUUAGUUUGGCAUUGCCAAUAAUAUUUUUGUACUUUUGACUUCCAUAUUUGUUUAAUGUCUUUAUGGCUAUUUGUUUGAACUAUACAAAUAAAAAUUGCAUUUUACUUCAGGCCGACUUCAGUAUUUACCAACUAUGCUGCCCAGCGUUUACAGCAGGCACCAGUUAAACUGCAGUAGCUGUAAUUAUAUUGGCUGAUGUAUUGAAUGCAGUUAGUUGCCAUUGUCCAGUAUGCUAUGUGACAGUAUGAUUAACUGAAUUCAUUUAUGUACUUUGAGUGAAACAUUUGAAUAUUUCAAAUGUGCCGUUAGUACUGUUCUAGUUUUACUUGGUAUGCUUUGAAAAAUAAAGACAUUUUACAACCUAA